Toxorhynchites rutilus septentrionalis is the source of this 3699-nucleotide messenger RNA. RefSeq lists its product as uncharacterized. The transcript has 2 exons. The record is from RefSeq and is a predicted model, not a curated record. The coding region runs from base 1 to 3699 and encodes 1232 amino acids. NCBI's taxonomy places the organism in Eukaryota, Metazoa, Arthropoda, Insecta, Diptera, Culicidae.
AUGUGUGGAUAUUCAGAUGGAGAGAAUUUGAUGCGUCUUCAACGUUGCCUUAAGGGAAACGCAUUGGAAGCGGUCCGGAGUUAUCUGAUGCUUCCGUCGUCAGUACCUUCGAUCAUCGAUACACUGAGAACAUUGUAUGGGCGUCCAGAUUUGAUCAUCAGUUCGUUGUUAGCUAAGAUACGAGCAACCCCAACACCUAAACCCGAGAAAUUGGACACGUUGAUAAGCUUUGGGCUGGCCUGCAAGAAUCUUUGCGGACAUCUUCGAGCAGCUGGGCUUAACGAUUACCUGUCGAACCCCAUGCUUUUACAGGAACUGGUGAACAAAUUGCCUGCGAACAUAAAAUUGAAUUGGUCCCUCUUCAAGCGACAACAACGAGUCGUAGAUCUCACUACGUUCGGUAGCUAUAUGGACGACAUAGUAACGGCGGUCAGUGACGUCACCUUCACUUACGAAGCCGAUGAGCAUCGCGUGAGCAGGCACGAGAAACCCAAACCCAAAGAAAAGUUGUACGUGAACGCACACGCUACAGACAUUUCGAAGCCGAAUAUCAGCAUAGUCAACCACAAAGGAGUUACACCGAAGCCGUGUCCAGUCUGCCAAAAGGAAGGGCAUAAGGCUAAGGACUGCUACACUUUCCGAAGUAUGACCUUGAACGACCGAUGGAAACUCGCCCAAGAGCAACAUUUAUGCCGCCGUUGUCUGGUAUCUCAUGGAAAAUUUCCGUGUAAAGCGUCCACUUGCGGUGAGAAUGGAUGUGAGGAACGUCACCAUAAACUUCUUCAUCCUGGAAAGCCACUGGUGUCACAGAUCGUUGAAGUUCCGAAGACAACUAGUAUGGUUACUGUGCAUCGCAAACUCCAACCAACUAUCCUUUUCCGAAUACUGCCUGUAACACUGCAUGGGAAUGGCAAAGUCAUUGAUACAUAUGCGUUCCUAGAUGACGGUUCAUCCACCACACUGGUGGAAUCCCACAUCGCAAAGGAAUUGGGAGUGAGAGGCGACGUAAAUCCACUCUGUCUUCAGUGGACAAAUGACAUCGAGCGUACAGAAAACGAGUCACAACUGAUUAAUCUGGAAAUCUCUGGUGAUGGUCAUACGAAACGGCAUCCAUUAAGAAGGAUCCACACAGUUGAAAAAAUGAAUCUACCAGUUCAGUCACUGAAUUAUUCGGAAAUCAGUCAACAAUUUUCUCAUCUUCGUGGGUUACCAGUCCGUAACUAUAAAAGUGCAGUUCCUACCAUUUUAAUCGGUUUAGACAACUCAUAUUUAAAAACAUCUCUGAAAUGUCGUGAAGGUUCCAGAAAUGAACCGAUUGCUUCCAAAACUCGGUUAGGUUGGACGGUUUAUGGAGCCAUCAACGCUGGUCCUGAUUCUAAGGUCCAGUUACAGUUUCACAUCUGUGCUCGUUCGCCCGAUCAGGAGCUCCAUGAUCUCGUGAAGGACUUUUUCGCUUUGGAAAGCGUUGGUUCAAUUUCACCGAUCGUAGAAAGCGACGAUGACAUUCGUGCAAUACUUGAGCGCACUACGGUUCGAACACCUACGGGGAGAUUUCAGACGGGCUUGCUGUGGAAACACGACUAUAUUCAGUUUCCAAACAGCAGACCAAUGGCGGAAAGAAGACUCCAGUGCCUUGAACGUCGCUUGGCGUCCAAACCAGAGCUUUACGACAAAUUGCGAGGGCAGAUGAAGGAGUAUCAAUCCAAAGAAUAUGCCUACAAACUCAGCCAGGUGGAACUAGCCGCAUUAGACGCGAAUAGGACUUGGUUCUUACCGUUGAACGUCGUAAUCAAUCCAAGAAAGCCAAACAAAUUACGUUUAGUGUGGGAUGCUGCAGCCAAGGUCCAGGGUCAGUCAUUGAACUCCAAUCUACUAGCUGGUCCUGAUCUCCUUACUCCGCUUCCCGCUGUACUUUGUCCAUUCCGACAAUUCCAAGUCGCCAUCACAGCGGAUAUUUCGGAAAUGUUCCACCAAAUAUUGAUACAACCGGAAAAUCGAUCGGCGCAGCUGUUUCUUUGGAGAGAUCAUCCGUCGAAACAAUUUGAGGUUUUCGCAAUGAAAGUGGCGACGUUUGGAUCUACGUGCUCCCCAUCCGCAGCACAAUUCAUAAAAAAUCGAAACGCUCAAGAAUUUUCUAAGCAGUUUCCACAAGCGGCUGAAGCGAUCUUAAAACAUUACUAUGUGGAUGAUUUUUUGUACAGUGUAGACACGAUGAAGGAGGCGGUACAAAUUGCGCAACAAGUGAAGGAAAUCCACUCAAAAGCUGGCUUCCAUAUCCGUAACUGGCUCUCGAACUCCAGCGACUUUCUAACACGGGUCGGGGAAAGGAACGUGGAAACGUCGAAGUACUUCGCAGCGACCAAGUCAACUACUAGUGAACGAGUUCUCGGCAUGAUUUGGAAACCAGAUCCAGAUAUUUUCGUGUUCCAAGGGUUGUUUCGCGAAGAAAUGCUACCGCUGAUCCAGGGUAAUUACAUUCCAACCAAGAGACAGACCCUUCGGAUCGUGAUGAGCAUAUUUGAUCCCUUAGGAUUGGUAGCUGUUUUUGUGGUCCACGGAAAAAUGCUCAUUCAGAACAUCUGGCGUUCGAAAAUCGGAUGGGACGAGCGUAUACCCGAUGAGCUAGUUAGUCAAUGGGAGCGCUGGUUGACCCUGUUGCAGCAACUUGAGCAAAUACAAAUACCCCGAAGUUACUUUCCUGGCAGUUCAAGUGAGAUCUAUCGUUCAUUUGAGCUGCAUAUUUUCGUGGAUGCCAGUGAGGAGGCCUUUGCCGCUGUCGCUUAUUUCCGAAUCAUCGAACAACAAACAGUUCGCUGCGUUCUUGUUUCAGCGAAGACAAAGGUUGCUCCACUAAAGCCCAUAUCGAUUCCUAGAUUGGAAUUAAUGGCGGCCGUUCUUGGGGUGAAACUUGCCAAAUCGGUCGGAGAAUACCACACCCUAGCUAUUACACGCAGAGUAUUUUGGAGCGACUCCAGCACCGCACUUUCGUGGAUACGUUCAGACCAGAGAAAAUAUCGACAGUUUGUUGCAUUCCGGGUGACUGAGAUUCUUGAGAAUUCUCAGGUAGACGAGUGGCGAUGGAUUCCUUCUCGUUGGAACGUAGCGGACGAAGCAACGAAGUGGGGCAAGGGACCUUCUAUCAACAACAGUAGUCGCUGGUUCCAAGCACCAGCUUAUCUCUAUCAGCAUCCUGAUCUAUGGCCUCAUCAAGAUCUACGUGUUACAGAGACACCAGAAGAGCUUCGCCCAUCCACAUUCACCAUCAAAUUAGUCAAAAAGCAAACUGCAGGAACGACGAAUUGGUUGAAUCAGGACGAGUUACGAAAGGCAGAGUCAGAGAUUUUUAAGCAAAUCCAGCAAGAGGCUUACGGAGAUGAAAUCAUCACACUCAUUAGAAAUAAGCAGCUACCGAUGGAACAGCAACUAGGUUUGGAGAAAACGAGCAAGCUUCGCAAGUUAUCACCUUUUCUGGAUAAGCACAGUGUCAUUCGUAUGGACAGUAGAGCUUCGAUUUCCGAGUACUUGUCAACAGACUUCAAGUUUCCUGUAAUCCUUCCGAAAGGCCACUAUGGAACUCAGUUGCUGAUAAAUUGGUACCAUCGUCAACUCAAACAUCGGAACGCAGAGACAGCAGUGAACGAGAUGCGUCAGAGAUUCCACGUAUCAGAAAUGAGAGCGGCGUUUCGACAGGUCAGAUAA